Messenger RNA from Xyrauchen texanus (razorback sucker), 1574 nucleotides. RefSeq names its product RELT TNF receptor (gene relt). Bases 164 to 1357 code for a protein of 397 amino acids. The record is from RefSeq and is a predicted model, not a curated record. The transcript is spliced from 11 exons. Gene Ontology annotation, biological process: apoptotic process. NCBI's taxonomy places the organism in Eukaryota, Metazoa, Chordata, Actinopteri, Cypriniformes, Catostomidae.
UUCAAAUUUUGGAUGGCACACAGCACAUCUUUGCGGUUCUUCACCGGCUUCUCUCUCUCCUUUUCUCUUUGUCUAAUUAUAGAUCUUCAGACGAUGAUUAUAGCACUCUAAUGAUUUCACAGUAAAACAGAUUACAUGAGUAUAGAAGAAUAUCUUGAAGACGAUGAAGAACCACCUUUACUGCGCAGCUCCUGUCUGUCUCAUCCUGUUGGAGUUAUGGGGGACAUUAGCGGCACAGUGUCAGUGGAACGAGGGCUGUGUGUGUCCACUCUGUCCAUCAGGGCAGGAGCCCACCUCGGCUUGUGUGGAAGCUGAGGCUCCCGGUGAGACUGGAUCGUGCCAGAUUUGCCCAGCAGGCAGCUUCUCAGACACCCAUGACACUAAGCCAUGCCGCCCACAUACGUCCUGCAGAGAACUCAACCGCUGGAUCCUCACAGCACCGACCUCACAGUCUGACGCCGUGUGUGGAGUGUGUCUUCCUGGGUUUCACCCUGCUGCUACACGGAAGAACUACACCCUCCACACCUGCGUCAGUAAGCCAUACACUCGUCGCAGACGUAAUGUUGUUAAGGGUACCCCCAGCAGGUCUGGAGUGAGAGGUGCAAACUCCACCGGCGUUAACAAUCCAGAGGAGAAGAGCACAGAGUAUGCCGUUUUUGCACUGGUGCCUAUCUUCUGCGUGAUGGGACUGCUGGGAAUUCUCAUCUGCAAUCUGCUGAAGAAGAAGGGCUACCGCUGCAAUGCCGAGAAAGAUGCAGUGGACGAAGAAUCUGCCACGCCACAGAAAGAAGGAAACCUUUGUCCGUAUGUUAUCGAUGACCCUAAUGAAGACACGAUCAGUGUUCUUGUUCGACUCAUCACAGAGAAGAAAGAAAAUGCAGCUGCUUUGGAAGAACUGUUGCUGGAAUAUGAGAAUAAACAGAUGGCUAUGACCAAAAGCUCAUCUAUCAAGUUUCCGGCUCUUCCACCUUUCUCGCAGUUCCGCUCAUUGCCACGGCUGUGUACCCAUCAGCAUCAUUUGCACACUAUAAAUGGGCUGGCAUCUCUUUCUGGGCUCUGCUGUUCCCGCUGCAGCCAGAAGAAAUGGCCCGAACUGCUGCUGCCCGCCGAUACGCACAAAAACCCCUCUAAGCUGGUCAAGAGCCCCUUGCCCGGAGAUGUCACUGUACUGUCUGUUGGAAGGUUCCAAGUUGCUCAGAUCCCAGAAAUGAAGUCCGCCUCCAAGGAAGUGACCCGGCCGGAAUCAAGCGAUACGGACUCUGUGGACAGUGGCCACACUGGGUCCGUGGAAGAGAGGUCCCUGCUGGGCGUGUCCUCUUCCUCUAACUCCACCUCCUCAAAGACAGACAGGAGAUGAACAUAUGAAAGAUUAGAGGAGGACAUCCAUUGAAGUGACACUACCUUCUGGGGAAUGACAUCAUCAGUAGCCGACACAUCAGGGCAGAUAUGUUGUGGGGAUGUCAGUAUUCAUGCCCUUGGGGAGCCAUGUAUUCAAGACCUUUGGAAACAUUUUUAUUUAUUGCAUAAGUCAUUGAACUAUUUAAUUUUAUUUAAAAAAAAAAAAAUAAAUAAAA